Molecule: messenger RNA, 1268 nt
Organism: Rubroshorea leprosula
Lineage: Eukaryota; Viridiplantae; Streptophyta; Magnoliopsida; Malvales; Dipterocarpaceae
Source: the annotation of a GenBank genome assembly
CAUUUUGGUUUUGUUUUUUUAUUCCAAAUUCAACAGAUUCCAACCAACAUGGAUCAAUUUUCCCUCUUCACUGGCAUUGUUUCCACCGUUUUAUGUUCUUUCCUGUUCACCGUAGAAACACAGUAGAUGAGCAUUCUCCCCACCCACGUCAAAACCAAAGAUGAAAGAGAAUACAUUCUCAUAUUCUUUCUUAAAAAAACAAUUCCAAAUGAUGGAUACAGUUAGUCAUGACAUCGGUAUCUCCGCUUCAAAGCAAUGAAAUUCUUGUUCUGAAGAAAGACUACCAUCAACCACCUCAAAGGAAAAAAAGGAGAGGAAACAGAGGUCAGAGGAGAAUCAUUUUCCUUCCCUUUAGUGACGCCCAAGCCUCCUUCUUCCUUCCUUCUUUCUCCUCAUCUUCCAAUUCUCUUCUUUUUUUUUUUCUUUGAUAACUAACAAUGGGAAAACACCAAUUCGGCCUCUUCUUCUUUUUCUCUGUUAUUUUCUCCCUCGGUCUUGUCUCCUUUAUUUCAUGUAUUUUUGCAGAAACCAAGAUAGCAAGGAGGCAUGAUCUCAGAUUGGAAGGAAAACUCUGUUUCUUACCGGAGAGUCGAGCGGUGGUGUUCGGAGUCACAGCAUUUAUCUGUAUCUCCCUGGCUGUGCUGACAGGGAAUUUACUCUUCUUCGUAAAUUGCUACUCUGGAGAAAAAAAGAAGGCUAACAAAUCCACCAUUUCUGUAACUCUUCUUCUCUUUUCUUGGAUCAGCUUUGGAAUUACAGCGAUUUUGAUAGGUGUUGCAACAAGCAUGAGCAGAGAGCAGCCGUAUGGAGAAGGAUGGUUAGAUGGAGAAUGCUACACGGUGAGGAAUGGAGUUUAUGUUGGGUCUGGCAUGUUGAGUCUAGUCACCGUUUUGUCCUUGAUUGGAGCGGCAGCAACGAACAAAUAGCUAGGAAGCAAAAUGAUCAAGGCCAGAAAGUGCUGUCCAAAAGGCAACAACGGAAUGAAAUUGAUUUUUGAUGUAGUAAUUUUCAACUAAUAACAAGAUCAGGAGAGAUAGGAAAGAGAAAGGCAACCACUCCACCAACACCACACCUAACACCAGAGAAAGAAUUUGGAUAUUGGAAGAGACACAUGAAGUGAAAGAUGACCCACUGGCCACUAAACUUGUUUUAAUCCCUUCCUUCUAUGAUUGUAGAAAGAUAUUUUGUAAAAGAUAAAAUGUCAAAAAGCAUAGCUUUAGCAGAAAUGAAAAAGGCAGUUCCAUUGUAAAUAAUAUUCAAAGGAAAUU